GUUUUCAACUUUUCGUAUGCCUUACAAUCCCUUCACUCAUUUCUUCCAUGUGCGCACAAUUGGGGCAACUGAGUGGCCAAUUAAUGUGCGAUCAAUUUAAAGUGCACUUCGGCGAAUUGGAUUCUGUUCCAAGGAGAAAAGGCACAACUACACCUCCGCGAAGUUUUCACAAAAGAACAAGGAGUUCAAUAUCACCCGCAGGAACCAGAAACAUGUCAAGGUGGGCGCCUGCGACCCAGUAGCUGUAUAUCAAACAAUGCCAAUGCAUUUGUAAUUGCUGACGAUGAACAUAUACUUAUAUUUUACCUACUUCCAUGCAAGAGCAUCGGAUUUAUGUAAGCAUUGAUCUGAACCCUUUAGGGUGCAGCCUCUAGCAGGUCUAGAAAUAUACCUAUUUAUUUAUUUAAUAAGAGAGAACACAUGUUACUUAGAGAAUUAGUAUCCGGAUACACUUCCGACGACUCGAGGCUACGUUUCAGUGAGGCGCUUAACGACCUAUGUGUUCAGUUAUUCCCGCACCGCUGGAAACCAUCGAGAAAGCGACCGCUGGCACAAACUAUACGUAACAGCAAACAACGGAGGAGGCUACAAUAUGGACAUAUACAACGUUUAUACUAUACGCGCCGAAAGGAUGCGGCAGCCACUAUAAUUAAUGGCAGAUGGCGAAUCGCAUUUCUUCAAGCGAACGAAAACAUUCCCGAUUUCAACGACUUUUGGAAGAGCGUCCUUAAUCGUCCUCCUACCUCAGAUCCCCGUCCACCUCGCCAAGUAGUUUCUCUAUUCCCGGAACUCGUGCGUCCAAUUUCGUGUGAGGAAAUGAAACAAGUGCUAAAGCAAAUGCAAGGACCUACUCUCGGUAUCGAUCGAUUUACACCUGCUGAAGUGAAUCGGAUGGAUCCUCAGUUUGUGACCUCGUUCCUCAACUGCCUCCUUGCUUCAUGCCCCUUCCCGUCUCAUAUGAAUGACGCAAGGAUCACUUUUGUGCCCAAGAUUCAGCAACCCCGAUCCCCUGAUCAAUUUCGUCCAAUCUCUGUUUCCUCAGUAUUUACCAGACUACUCCAUCGUAUACUCUUCGACCGCUGGGUCCCGGCGUUCCCAACUGACCGAUUACAAUUUGGAUUUCUUCGAAAAGAUGGCGCAUUUGAGGCCCCUUCUAUUCUUCACGCAGCUCUUCGUUACUCUCACACAUCCAUAACUCCGCUUUCGUUCGUGUCUGUGGAUGUCUCCAAGGCCUUUGAUUCCAUUUGUCACCAAUCUCUACUCCGUGCUGCUGCUGCCUUUGGUGCUCCACAAUUUUUAAUAGACUACUUGGCCUCAUACUAUCUGUCAGCUUACUCGAUCUUCAGUGACAUCCAUAUUCAUCCAAAUCGAGCAGUCCGACAGGGGGACCCUCUUUCUCCGUUGCUUUUUAUAAUGGCCCUUGAUGAAGUGUUAGAGGGUGUUGCUACUAACCCAUGGAAAUCACCUGCGGGGCCCAUCAGCUACCUUGCUUACGCUGACGAUGUAAUUAUCUUUGCUGAAGAUCGGUUAUCCUUAAAGGAGCAUAUAUUGGAAUUCCAAAAACGCCUGCAGGACACCGGCUUGGCUAUCAACCAUCUAAAAUCCUUUGCAGUAAACAUCGUAGCUGACAGAGCGCGCAAAAAAACAAUGCUUGACAUCUCCGAGCUCAAUUGCGACGGCUUUUCCAUCAAAUCAAUACAACCAACUGAACAAUUUACUAUGCUGGGGCUGAAAUUUAACUGGAAGGGAAGAUGCCGCCAACAACUAUAGAGGACAUUAAGAACCAACUGGAUGAGGUAACCAAAGCUCCGCUCAAACCACAACAACGGAUCGAAAUUCUACGCACGUUCCUACUUCCUCGCCAUGUGCAUCAACUAGCACUUGCAGUUUUACAUCGGAAUACCCUCAAACGCCUAGAUCGGCUAGUGCGUUCAGCUGUACGCAAAUGGCUACGUUUACCAUCCGACACUCCUAUCGCUUACUUUCAUGCGUCAGUAGACACUUUUGGCCUUGGGAUCCCAUGUCUGUCGACGAAUAUCCCCCUUCUACGGAAAGAACGGCUGGAGAGACACUUAUCGAAUAGCCAUCCAAUUACCAACUGGGCAAUCCGUGAUCCUGCCGCUGCCUCUAUCCAUCGUCUCGCACGAUCAAAUGUUACUAUUUUCAAUCGAGUCGUCAUGGAUAAGAGUUCGGCGGCGGAAUCCUGGAAAGAAGCAUUACUGUCCUCAGCGGACGGCAUUCCUCUGCGGGAAGUUAUCACUGUUCCGGCUGCCUAUCAAUGGUUGCGAACGCCAACAAGAACUUUUCCUCGACUUUUAUCCGUGGAAUCCAACUACGAGGUGGACUACUCUCAACUAAGACUCGACGAACCCGUGGUCGAAGGCCUAACGAGCUUUCAGCGUUAUUCUGCCGGGGGAAUUGCGGUCAAAAGGAAACAUUAUCACAUAUAUUACAAUCAUGUUGUAUAACCCAUGACGCUCGCUGCCGCCGCCAUAACGAGUUGACUACUAUCGUUGUGAAGAAACUGCGCGGCCACAAACUUCACCCCGUUGUUGAACCCUGUAUCCCAACGAAGUCUUCUUUCCUAAAGCCCGACUUGAUUCUCGUUAGGCAAUCCCAACUGCAUGUGAUGGACCUAGCCGUUUGCGACACCGACAGAAUGGCACGCACUUAUCAAUUAAAAAUAGACAAAUACGGAAAGGGAGUAAAUGAUUUGGCUAUACGCCGAUACACGCAGGAGUACUUCCCAAGAACGACCGAAAUCAUCCAUCAUCCCAUUGUUUUAAACAAUCGUGGAAUGAUCUAUCCAGCGUCUGCAAAACAUCUUACAAGCUUGGGUUUUACCAAAUUUGAUCUCUCAGACCUUUGCGUAGCAACUAUUAGACUAUCGCUUAAAAUUUAUGAUACGUAUAUGCGUGGUGCUUCAGCAAACUUACCCUACGUAAACCAGCAAACGACACAACGAUAAUCGUGGUUCCGUCCACACUCUUUGAAAUUUACAUUUCAAUCUGUGUCUCGAUUCUGCCGGGGCAUUCGCCCUAUCUUGGCACAUUGCUGUAUUGCCCAUAUCUCGGGCCAUGCAUGCUUUUGCCAAAAAUACAUGUUCCUAGC
Molecule: messenger RNA, 3111 nt
Organism: Dicrocoelium dendriticum
Lineage: Eukaryota; Metazoa; Platyhelminthes; Trematoda; Plagiorchiida; Dicrocoeliidae
Source: the annotation of a GenBank genome assembly